AUGAAGCGCGCCCGCUCUUCGCUCGUCGAACACGCAGAAUGUAAGACGACGACGGUCGAGGACUUGCGGUUCGGCACCGGAGGGCGGGUCUGGAACACUGCACGCGCCUUGGUUGGCCAUCUGGCUGAGCAUCCAGCCUUGAUUUCGGAGAAGCGGCGCAUCAUCGAAUUGGGAAGCGGCACUGGUCUUAUCGGCAUCGCUUGCGGCAUGCUGCUCUCAGCCCACACAGGUGUGGAUGGGCCGCGUGUUACUGUGACCGACAUGGAGUCGGUGAUGCCGUUCCUGCGGGAGAACAUCGAAUCCAACGGCGUAGUCGGCGCUGUUGAGGCAGCCCCGCUCUUGUGGGGAACGGACGUGAGUGACUUCGGAGCGCCCGUCGACGCAGUGCUCAUGGCAGAUGUCGCCUACACAGACGCGUACGCGGAACUGGCGGCCACGCUGGCAAGUCUGUGCGGCCCUGAGACACUCGUGCUGCACUGCUACACGACGCGAAAAUAA
Messenger RNA from Emiliania huxleyi CCMP1516, 498 nucleotides. RefSeq lists its product as hypothetical. Bases 1 to 498 code for a protein of 165 amino acids. The record is from RefSeq and is a predicted model, not a curated record. Lineage: Eukaryota; Haptophyta; Isochrysidales; Noelaerhabdaceae. The transcript is spliced from 2 exons.